AUGAGACCAAGACCUGAACGGGAAAGCAGAACCGGAUCUGAAGAGACAAAGAACAGCAGAGGGGGUGGUUAUAGAGGGGGUGGUUAUAGAGGGGGUGGUUAUAGAGGCGGUGGUUAUAGAGGGGGUGGUUAUAGAGGGGUGGUUAUAGAGGGGGUGGUUAUAGAGGGGGUGGUUAUAGAGGGGGUGGUUAUAGAGGCGGUGGUUAUAGAGGGGGUGGUUAUAGAGGCGGUGGUUAUAGAGGGGGUGGUUAUAGAGGCGGUGGUUAUAGAGGCGGUGGUUAUAGAGGCGGCGGUGGUUAUAGAGGCGGUGGUUAUAGAGGCGGUGGUUAUAGAGGCGGUGGUUAUAGAGGGGGUGGUUAUAGAGGCGGUGGUUAUAGAGGGGGUGGUUAUAGAGGCGGUGGUUAUAGAGGCGGUGGUUAUAGAGGGGGUGGUUAUAGAGGCGGUGGUUAUAGAGGCGGUGGUUAUAGAGGGUGGUUAUAGAGGGGGUGGUUAUAGAGGCGGUGGUUAUAGAGGGGGUGGUUAUAGAGGCGGUGGUUAUAGAGGGGUGGUUAUAGAGGCGGUGGUUAUAGAGGGGGUGGUUAUAGAGGCGGUGGUUAUAGAGGGGGUGGUUAUAGAGGCGGUGGUUAUAGAGGCGGUGGUUAUAGAGGCGGUGGUUAUAGAGGCGGUGGUUAUAGAGGGGGUGGUUAUAGAGGCGGUGGUUUAG
Messenger RNA from Knipowitschia caucasica, 702 nucleotides. Lineage: Eukaryota; Metazoa; Chordata; Actinopteri; Gobiiformes; Gobiidae. The record is from the annotation of a GenBank genome assembly.